Porites evermanni is the source of this 1437-nucleotide messenger RNA. Lineage: Eukaryota; Metazoa; Cnidaria; Anthozoa; Scleractinia; Poritidae. The record is from the annotation of a GenBank genome assembly.
AUGGAUUGUUUGCCGGAAAUAGUGAUUUUGAAAGUAUUUUCUUUUUUGCCUGUUGCGGACUUGGGAAGAGUAGCCAAAGUCUGUAGUGACUGGCGACGCCUGGCAUAUGACCAUUCAUUAUGGAAAGCUGUGAAUGUGAAACGACAAGCCACAAAGCUCGACGAAGAGACUCUGCACAUGCUCAUAAGGACAAGAUUUUCUCAUUCCCUUUCAAUUCUUCAUUUAGGCGGAUGUAAAGUUUCGCUGGAGUUACUGAGUGAAUUAAACAGAAAAUGCAAAAGUUUGAAAUACUUGAUAUUCAGUCGCGGAUCAAAGCUACGGCCACCAAGCCCGCCUCCAAAGUACACAGAAAUCACAUACGAGUUCCCUUCGCAGCUAGAACUGGUGGAACUGAGGCCUGUUAAAGGGGAUUUCAGUUUCCUUGGUCGGAUAGCAAGACACUUCUGCGAGGUAAAAUACCUGGGUAUUGGAAAUAAUUCUUCAAAAGGUGCGGUCCCCUCUAUGUUCACCAAGAUGCAAAGGCUAGUCAUCCUUGACUGCACAAACUGCGACACAAUCACAGAUGAUGUUAUCGGUAAAGUGGCCGAAUGCUGCCCUCUUUUAGAAUCAUUUUGUUUAAACGGAUGCAAGUACGUUUACGGACGAACAUUUUGCACGUUAUUUCGAUCGUGUUCGCGAUUGCGCACUCUGCUUCUCCGUUAUACUCCGGUGCGUGAUGACUGUUUCGUGAUUCCAGAGUGGAAGUACGUGCCAGUAGAGGAACUCGACAUUUCGGCUUGCUCAAACAUUACGCAGAUAGGGCUUCUCAGUUUAGUCACCAAUGUGAAAACGUUGAAGUAUCUCAACUUGUCCUACUGCGGUGUUGGACGCGCAGUCACUGACGCUGUACUGCUGCAGAUAGCAAGACAGGAGACAGGAACAUUCCUAGAAAUGCUGGACGUACGAUGGAGUUUAACACUUACGCCCGAGGCACUAUACAUUCUAUCGCGAUCUUGCCCCAGGCUGAAAUGCUUAGGAGUAUAUCAGUCUUCUAACAUCAACCCAUCCGCUAUGGCAGAGGUUUUAAGGAUGCUACCGAAGUUGCAGAUUCUGGAAUAUGGAGCUUUCGGCAAGGCCAGCCUUUCCGAGAGCAUGUUUAUUCCAAAUAUGAUUCGUCAUUGUCAAUUUAUCGAAGCAAUCUCGCUGAUAAACUUCGCUUCAAUGGACUCUGUCGCAGAUGCAGUGCUAAUAAAUGCCUUGGUGGAGAACAGCAAGUUUCUAAAACGUAUAAAUCUAUGCGAGCCCGAUCCAACGUUGCUAGAUUUAGUGCAAGAAUUGCCUCCGACCACCAAGGCAAAGGUGACUCAAAGAUGGCAGUGCGUGCUACCACCGCCCGACCAUACUUUGGAUGCGAUUAUUGCUAGGCUAAAAUACAACCCUCCUCACCCCCCACAUUAA